Lottia gigantea (owl limpet) is the source of this 2511-nucleotide messenger RNA. RefSeq lists its product as hypothetical. Gene Ontology annotation, biological process: retrograde vesicle-mediated transport, Golgi to endoplasmic reticulum; endoplasmic reticulum to Golgi vesicle-mediated transport; regulation of ER to Golgi vesicle-mediated transport. NCBI's taxonomy places the organism in Eukaryota, Metazoa, Mollusca, Gastropoda, Lottiidae. The record is from RefSeq and is a predicted model, not a curated record. Bases 136 to 2118 code for a protein of 660 amino acids. The transcript is spliced from 13 exons. Gene Ontology annotation, cellular component: Dsl1/NZR complex.
AGUACAGAAGUUCCCUCCGAAAUAAACAAAGCUAUAAAAGUAGCAGAGGAUACCAAUAAAGAUGUCAAGAAAUUGGGAGAAAAACAGGAAAAUCUUCAUCACAAAAUCCUUGAUAAACUUCGUGAUGUUGGUCCAAUGUUGGAUCAUUUGAAUAAAUUAACUUAUCAAGUUGAAGAAUUGGAACAGUACUCUAAAUAUUUAACAGUCCUUUCAAAAAUUGAAGACAUCAGCCAUCAAUUGCAAGCAGCUUUAAUUACCCAGACCUCUCAACCAGCUUUAAGUAAUUUUACUGAUCUGAUAUUAUUAUAUAAAAGUAUUCAAACAUCAAAAUGUAGCAGAUUACUGAAAUUUGUAGAAGAUACAGUUAUAUUCUGGAAUAAUAUUAUCAAAUCUAGAAUAGCUCGUGAAUUUGAAGAGGUAUUAAAGUCAAUGAGAUGGCCUGUGGUUACAUCAACAAUCCAAACACCAACACCACCCAAUAUAGGUGAUAUCAAAAAACGAAUGGAGAUCAUGUUUAAACAGAUGCUUCAUUUACAACUUCCAUAUCCUUUUCAAAAUCAUAAUUAUCAAUAUUUGGUAUUUGAGAAAAUUGUAGAAUUACCUCCCUUGGCCUACCCCAUGCAGUUGAUGUUGUUACCAUUGAGGAAAAGAUUCAGAUUUCAUUUCUAUGGCAACAAACAAACCAACAGUUUAGACAAGCCUGAAUGGUAUUUUACCCAAGUUUUAACCUGGAUUAGAGAUCAUGAGGAAUUUCUUGAUAAAAACAUUCAACCUUUAAUAAAAGAACAGGACAGUCAACUUAAUGUUAAGGUAGAGUUUAUGAGAGGAUUAGUACAGUUAGUAAUGGAGAAGAUAUUACAUGAUGUACCAGAAUUAUUAUACGAUGAUCAUCAAAUAUCUCAUAUGAUAGAUGAAGCCUUGAUGUUUGAUAAAGAGUUAAGAUUGACCUAUAGCUACCCUUAUGAUGAACCUGGUUGUCUACAUGUUUUAGUCAAUGGGGAUGUUUUUAAAAAAUGGUUGGUCAUUGAAAAAAAAUUUGCUGUAGAGAAGAUAGAUGGAAUGUUAUCAUCACCUACAGCCUGGCUAUCACAAUAUAAAGAUAUAGUAGAUAUUGAAGAAUUAAAGGUACCAGAAUGUGCUGAAAGUUUCAUGACUUUACUAUUAACUAUCACAGAUCGAUAUAAGCCUCUUCCCACCCCAACAAGUCAGUUGAAAUUUUUAAAACUACAGCUAGAAUUAUUAGAAGAAUUCCGAGUUCGUGUGGUACAGAUCAUGAAAGGAUAUACACAUAGCCCUGUUGGUGAAGAAUUUACAGCAAUAUUAAAUGGUGUUCAUUAUGUCAUAGAGGUGCUCCGAGAGUGGAGUGAAUUAGUGGUAAAACUGAUGUUUCAGAUAAACUAUCUUCAUUUGGGUAGCUUUAUUGAAAAUUUAAACCUUUCUAAAUUGGACUAUCAUAUUUUUUUGCAGUUUUUUCUGCUGUUUGAAACGACUGUAUUUGAAGAUGUUAUAGAGAAAUAUGAGAGUUUGAAGAAUGAGAUGAUCAAGAAUUGUGUCAAUUAUAUAGCUAUGGAUAUCCAGGCUCAUAGUCAACCUUAUAGAAAAGACAGAUGGUUGGCAUUACCAUCUCAGAAAGAAUUACAGACUACUUUAGGACUGUCAGCUUCAGCUUGUGAUAUGUUCUUAGUUUUGAAACAACAUCUAGCCAUCAUGGAUCAACUGUUAUCUAAACCAUUAUUUAAUAAAUUAUGGCAAAGAUUGACUGGUAAACUCAAUAAAUUCUUCAUGGAUGAGGUGAUACUGUCAAACCAUUUUAAUGAUGGAGGUGCUACCCAACUACAGUUUGAUAUGACCAGAAAUUUAUUUCCCUUAUUUGGAGAGUUUACACAGAAACCAGAAAACUACUUCAGAGAAGUAAAAGAAGCCUGUAUAUUGUUGACUUUAAAACCUGGUUCAGCCAUUUUAUUAAAAGAAGUUUUACAAAAUGAAGGAAAGGCGAAGGAUCCUAAUUCGAAACAUACUGAUAUUAAACAAACAUUGGGUGAAAUGGGUGUACACAGACUGCCCCCUAUGACAGCUGGAAGAAUACUGAGUUUACGUGCUGAUUUAAAUAUAUCCUGAUGUCCUAUAUAUAAUACAUUGUGAUUCCUUGUGUGUGAUACGAGAAUGCCAGUAGCGAAAUGAACCCUUAAAGACAGGUGUGUGCCCAUACUUAGUGCAUGGGACCCUCAAGAAUGGUGUGUGCCUGUAGUACAAGGACCCCCUAAGAGUGAAGUGAAAGAGUAGGGGCUCCUUUAAAUGUGUGACAAUCCCUAAUAUUUUUACAAUGGGUUCAACCCAUUGGGUUGCGUUUGUAAAAGAUUAGAUCAUAUGAUUAUUUUUGAUGCUUUAAAUCUUUAAUUUCAAUGUAGCUCAUCAUUCCAGACAUGAGAUUAGAAAUGUUUGUGCUUGACAAGUCUGUGGCUUUAUUGUUGAAAUUUACUGUUUGUUAUAUUGGUGAUAAGUACAUAUGUG